AAGAUUCCUAAAACUUCCAUAGAUACCAGCUUUGUGUCGUCAUUUUCCUUUGAUUAGAUUAGGUUAAGUUUCGUCUGUGGACUUAAUAUAUCAAAGAGAAUUAUGAGUGUAUUUCCUGGAUUUGGUGGCUGGAUCAAUCAGAAUAUUCAACAACGUCCUGAGGCUGAAUCUGGGAGAUCUGAGAAUGUUAAAUCUAGUCCAGUGUCAGAGAAAGACACUAAUCUAAAACCUUGGUAUGAUGAACCUGGUAAGACUACAGCUAUGGAACCUGGGGAUGUAAAGUCUAAGCCACUGCAUGAAGUUCAUGAAAGAGAAAAUGAAGUUCAUGAAAGUGUUUGAGGGUAGCUGGAAAGUCGAGCCACUAUACGUAGAUCAGGAACGCUUUUGCAGGUCUAGGUCGGUGAAUAGUCAAGAAGAGUACAAAAAAUGUAGCGGCGGACGAGGAAGAAUUGCAUCGAUGGUGACAAUGGAGCUUAUCUUUUAGCCUUCUACCCUUCUUAAUCUGCCACCGGUUUCUUGGAUCAUCCGUGGGAUCACCAUCAAAAUCACCAAAAUGUUGCUAGAAGAUCUUAGAAAAUAUGUUAUCAUGAUCCACAAAAGUGAUGUUACCACUUGAUUAGAUUUUUUUUGUAAAAACACAUAAAAAUGAAAAGUCUCAUUAUUUUGC
Molecule: messenger RNA, 667 nt
Organism: Arabidopsis thaliana (thale cress)
Lineage: Eukaryota; Viridiplantae; Streptophyta; Magnoliopsida; Brassicales; Brassicaceae
Exons: 3
Coding region: 103-339 (78 amino acids)
Source: RefSeq, marked reviewed